UAAACGAAUUAACAGACUAUUUAUGGAUUGAUAGAAAAACACGAGCUAUUUUUCUAGAGUUCAACUUAUAUGCACCGGAUCUCAACCUAUUCGCGUACAGCAUUUUUUUAGCAGAAUUUCCUGAGACAGGAGGAAUAGUUACCUCGUAUUCUAUAUAUCCAUUCCGAAUUUAUUUUCAUCUUGGUACGAAUGGUAUCUACACAUUAAUUUGUGAAAUAUUAUUUUUAUUAUGUCUAGUCGCUUUUACAGGCAAGGUCGUGUCAGGUAUUAUAAAGAAGAGAAAAACGUUUUUCAAAAGUAUCUGGAACAUUCUAAACUGUUGUUGCAUAUCCCUGAGUUUUGUGUGCAUUUCAAUGUAUGCUGGGCGUCAUAUUCUUGCAUCUCAAACCAUGGAAAAAUUCAAGGAAGGUCCGAAGCAAUUUAUAAAUUUUCAGCAUAUUGCAAUAUGGGAUUUGUUGUUUAAUUCGCUGCAUGCUACUUUGUUAUCAUUGUCAACAUUAAGAUUGAUCGGUAUUCUAGGCUAUGACAAACGAGUUGGUAAGAUUUUCUUGGUUUUUAAUAAUUGUGCAAAGGAUUUAUUCUGGUUUGGUAUUUUUAUUCUGUACGUAUUUUUGUGUUAUGCCGCUCUAGGAUAUUUGCUGUUCGGAAAAUAUAUUGAAUCCUAUCGUGAUAUAUUUGAAUCUAUGGGAACAUUAUUCAUUAGUAUGAUGGGAAAGAGCAAAUUCACAGAAAUAAAUGAGAAGGAUCCAAUUAUAGCACAAUUUUAUUUCUUAACUUUCAUCCUGGUGAUAGUAUUUACAUUACUGACCAUGUUUAUGGCCAUUCUUGGUGAGAGUAUCAGUGCAGUACAUACCAUGAACAAACGGAACAAGGCGGAAGAAUUGAUUGAACGUUUGUGGAAUAAAUUUAAGAAUAUGUUCGUAAGAAAGUUAGAACCUACGCAAAAUUACAAAAAGCAACAUUUUCAGAAUCCAUCUAUUGGUCUCCUGUACGACAUAAGAAAAGCCUUUAACGAUUCUGAUGAUGAUAAUAAGUUACCACGAGUUUCUACUGACUUCGUAAAGAGAGCAAAACGUAUUUUUGAUACCAAUAAGUAAACAAAAUAUCAGAUGCUCUGUCGUCAUUUCAAUGUGUGUGAAUGUUUUAUUUAGCAGAAGAAUGAUAUAUGCAUUAACAACUUGUGCUAAACUGACAUUCGUAUGAAAUGUACAAUGAUUUCUCAAAGAACAAACUGUUUCGAUGUACCAUCAAAAGAUUUCGCCAAUGUAGUUACUACAGCUAUAACAGAACACUUAUGAUAACUAUUUAAUUUCCCUAACAUUGUAAAUGUUGUAGAUACUUAUUGCAUAUCUGUAUUCAGUUCUUUGGCUUUUUUUACUUUAUCAUAAUUAUUAGUUUGUUUUGCAGUACAAUGUAUGUUUUUUUUAUUGAACACGGGCAUCUUUGAAGUGGUACUUUGACUUGCCAUACAAACUGGUGAGUCUCAUUGUAAAAUCUGUAUCUAUAUGUGUUUUAUAUGUACAUGUUGACAACACUAUAAUGAUAAAAAAAGGCUGAAUUUCCAUAAGUCGGAAUAUAAAUCACUCAAAGAUACUUUCAAGUGGGUUCCAGA
Molecule: messenger RNA, 1612 nt
Organism: Mytilus trossulus (common blue mussel)
Lineage: Eukaryota; Metazoa; Mollusca; Bivalvia; Mytilida; Mytilidae
Product: polycystin-2-like
Exons: 3
Coding region: 354-1097 (247 amino acids)
Biological process (GO): detection of mechanical stimulus
Cellular component (GO): membrane
Molecular function (GO): calcium channel activity; calcium ion binding
Source: RefSeq, a predicted model, not a curated record